AUGCCAGAAGUUCGUCCUAAGGUCGCAUUGGUAACAGGGGCAUCAAGCGGAAUUGGCUUUGCCUCUGCCAUAGAAUUCGCCAAGAGGGGCUACGUUGUGUUUGCCGGGGCCAGGAGGUUGGAGCCCAUGCAAAAAUUAAAAGACGAUUAUGGCAUCAAUAUCUUCCAAUUGGAUGUCGCCGACCUUGAGAGCGUCAGAGAAGCGAAAAAGUACGUCGAGUCAGUAACUGGUCUCCAGUACUUGGACAUUUUGUACAACAAUGCUGGCCAAUCGUGUACAUUCCCCGCUUCAGAUGUGACAGACGACCAGAUCAAGCAAUGCUUCGAAGUCAACGUUUACGGGCCAAUGAGGAUGGUGCGUGAGUUUGUACCAUUUGUGAUCAACGCCAAGGGAGUAAUUGGCUUCACGGGUUCCGUUAGUGGCAUCUUGCCAUUUCCCUUUUCGUGCACUUACUCGGCUUCGAAAGCCGCGAUUCACCUGUAUGCGGCCACCUUGAGAUUGGAAAUGAGACCUUUGGGAGUAAAAGUCAUCAAUAUAGUCACCGGAGGGGUGAAGACUGAUAUCGAAGACAAGAGAUCGUUACCGGACACUUCACUUUACAAUGUUCCUGGAAUCGAUGAAGCGUUCAGAGAGCGCAGGCAAAUGUCGGCAAGAACUUUCCCCGUUCCCGCUGACAAAUAUGCGAGAGCAGUCGCCAGCGAUUUUGAAAGAGCCAGAUUGGGUGGGAAAUUGAAUCUUUACCGGGGAAGAAUGGCGUCGGUCUUGUGGUUCUUGUCGACAUUCGUGCCCCACUUUAUAGUGGAGUGGAUAAUGAUUUACAAAUUCAAAUUAGGGCAAGUCUUCAGCGGGGUCAAGAAGAAAUAUGCAAAGUAA
Messenger RNA from Lodderomyces beijingensis, 873 nucleotides. Lineage: Eukaryota; Fungi; Ascomycota; Pichiomycetes; Serinales; Debaryomycetaceae. The record is from the annotation of a GenBank genome assembly.